AUCUAGGACUUUACUCAACAGAUGAUUUACACGAGGUGAAGUAGAUCAAGGUCUGCUUCACUUUCUGUUCUGAUAUGUUGAGUCAACGAAAUUGGAUUGAAGAGCUGAAAUCAACAAUAUGAAUAAAAACAAUGCACAAAGACAGUCAAUGCCCUGCUGAUUAUAGAUCAGCAGGGCAAGUACUUUGUCCCCUAUGCAUGGACAUGUUUAACUGCCACAGAGUUAAACUGCUAUGUUGUGCAGGUUCUCUGUCAAUUCCAUAUGUUGCACAGCUGGACUGUAGUAGUAGUAGUGCUGAUGAGGACUAAUCAGAUGAAGGUUUUACCAGCAAUAUUCGCCUUAUCUGUAGUGUCACCAUGAGCUUGUUGAAAAGUACAGACACCUUGGAGAAGGUGGAAGCUAACAGCUGGUUAGUCCAACAUUGUUUUAGCUGACUUUUUAGUCUUUUAGAAUGACUGUUCAUUUCCAUAUCAACGGGACAUAACAUCCAAUGUGGAGAUCCACUAUCUGAACCUGCUAGCUUUGGCUGUAUGUCUGCCAGAUCAGCUGUGACUAAGCAACCCACUGUCUCUGUCAAGGACUGAGUAAACUUAGAUUUCAGGCUGUCGGUUUUUCACAGGGUGAUUGCUAAAAUGCUGCUUCACUCACACCUUCAGCGUGCAUUACUUAGGCACGCUGAACACCAUAGCUUAAAGAAGCCAACCAAACCACAUCAUUGGUAAAAAGUAGGGUUAGACCCUGAGGUUCCACACUACCUUGAGCUUGUUGAUGCAGAACAGUAAUAUGACUGGGAACAUAGGUGUCCAAUCUUCACCGGUGAAGAGUUUGACACAGCAUCAGGAAUCUGGUCCUAAAAGAUCUCACUGGUACCUCAAGUGGCACGGUCCUGUGCUUUCUCUGACGCCACAAAACACCUGUUGACCAUAUAGCUAAAGUUCCCUCAACUCUGAGGGUAAAGAUCUGGUCCACUGUUGUGUGGCUGAGACAAAAGCUGUAUUACUUCUGAAUUUAGCGUAUGGCAAUGAGUUUAAAUCUCCUCUUCAACCCCUACAAGAAGUUUUUCCAUAGAGGCAGAGAAGUGUGAUCCCUUGGUAGUUGGAACACCCUCACCAAUCUCCUUUCAAAAAAAAAAAGAGCACAGAUUAAGUUCUGUUCAUUUUCCAUCAGUUCAUUGCACUUCUUCCAUGUCCCAGUUGGAAACCUAUCAUUGUAGUAAAAAUGUAUCCUAUCAUUUAUGUUGAUGUUGUCCAGUGCUAAUGGUCCAAUGGGAAUUGCAAUGGUUUCUUUUAUCAGGAUCAUUGUCCCUGUCUUGAUAUCCAAGAGAGAUUGGGUUAUGCAGUACCAUCUAUUCAUUGUUCUAUCAGAUUCUCUUCCAAUGGAAAAUAUUCCAGCUUUUCCUCCUCAUUAUUGGAAGCUUUAGCGCUCAUAUCUGUUAAUGGUUCUGUAAUUAGUUCCCUCUCUGUAUAAAGGCUUUGCUUUUGUUUUCCAUCACAUGAUUUACUGUCAUUUCUUUCACAUUCCGUGUAAGUGAAUCUAAUUUGUGUUCCUGGUAAUUCAGUUAGUGGGGGGGGGCAUGUGAUUGGUGCUGCUAUGGGUUCUCAUUCUUCUACAGAUGAAUGUGUGCCACCAGGCUGUUCUGGAGUAAAUCUGUACUGUCCUGAGACUUCAUGCUUAAAAUACCAGAAAAAAGAGCUAAUAAUGUUCCUUGAGUGAUUUGGUCUAGUUGCGUUCCAGUUGGGAUGUUGAACUUCUUGUUGAUAGUGACGGUUAGCUGCUAGCUAUGUUGUGCAGGUUCUGUGUCAGUUCCAGAUGUUGCACAGCUGGACUGAAUAUGAUAGAUUGCUUCAGAAUAGUAAAACUAUUUGGGUGCAAAAGUCAGAGAGUUCAUUGAGUCAUAGGAGUUCAGAUUUAUCAGGCCUGUUGCCUUUCUGCCAUGUAUCCUGACGUUCCAGUUGACUGAGCUUCUCAUUGCACUGCCUACUUGGCCUGGUUUGUGUGUGUGCCUGUUUGAGGGAGAAUAAGACCAUUCUUGAGGGUGAGUCAUUGCUCUGUGUCAUGAUGACUGUGUGCUGUCACUCGGCACCGCUCAGAGGAGAAAGACCGUGGGAUGACUAAAGGUCCAACGGAGAGGACGGGUGGCGACAGUCAGUUGUUCCGUGGAGAUCCUUCAGACUGACUGGAACUGAGUCCAUGUAGGAUGUAGGUGGUUUUGUCCAAUGGGCAGCAGCAGUAGCAGGUUGUUUGGGUCGAUGGCCCAGGCAUUGAGCAGUUCCUCUCUGGCCCAGCCCAACCCGGACCCGGAUCAGGACCAGGACAUAGUGGAGGUGGAGCCGGAGCAGUUGCUGAGAGAGUGUGAGGAGGCGCUGCGGCGGCGCCCGGCCCGGCCUCAGCGGGACCUGGUCCGACCCAAGCUGCUGGCGCUCUGCAGCCACCAGCAUAACCCGUCCAUACGGGUCCUGCAGUGGAACAUCCUGGCCCAAGCUCUCGGUGAGGGGAAGGACAGCUUCAUCCGCUGCCCCCUAGAGGCUCUCAGCUGGCAUGAGAGGAAGUACCAGAUCCUGGAGGAGAUCCUCACCUACCGACCCGACAUCGUGUGUCUGCAGGAAGUCGACCACUACUAUGACACUUUCCAGCCCGUUAUGGCAAGCCUCGGUUACCAUGGCAACUUCCUACCCAAACCCUGGUCUCCCUGUCUGGAUGUGGAGCACAACAAUGGCCCUGACGGCUGUGCGUUGUUCUACCGCCGCUCGCGCUUCCACCUGCACUCCACAGCCCACCUGCGGCUGUCGGCCAUGAUGCUGCCCACCAACCAGGUGGCCAUCGCCCAGACGCUGCGGUGCCUGGCCACGGGCCGGCAGCUGUGUGUGGUCGUCACACACUUGAAGGCCCGCAGCGGCUGGGAGAGGCUGCGGAGCGCGCAAGGUGCCGACCUGCUGCAGAGCCUGCAGGGCAUCACGGCCCCUGGCUCGGGGGCUGGGCCAGGGCAAGUCCCUCUGGUUGUGUGUGGGGACUUCAACGCCGAGCCUUCAGAGGAUGUCUACAGGCGCUUUAGCUCCUCCCCUCUGGGCCUGAGCUCCGCCUACAAGCUACUGAGCGGUGACGGGCAGACAGAGCCGGCGUACACCAGCUGGAAGAUCCGCCCAUCUGGAGAGAGCUGCAGCACUCUGGACUACAUCUGGUACAGCGAGCGUGCCCUGAGGGUGGAGGCACUGCUGGACAUCCCCACAGAGCAGCAGAUCGGACCCGAUCGCCUGCCCUCAUACCACUACCCCUCAGACCACCUGGCCCUGCUCUGUGACAUCAGCUUCAGGGAGGAGCCUCACAGGCUGUUGUAGGCAGCCAAUCACAGCUCCAGCUGAAACCAAGACGGCCACAUCAGAGGAACCUGACCUUUGACCUGAUGCUGAGCUUGUCUUAAACCUUCCUGUUUGUGUGAAGCUGGCUGCUGUGGAAUCCCUUCUGCUGGAACUCUGAUGGUGAGACUGAACAGCCUGGUGGGGGAGGAGGGGGUGAGGAGUGGGAGGCUCUUGGGUUUUCUGGCUCUAUGAGGACCUGAGGGUUUCAUUUCCUGACAUUUGAUCACUGCAGUUAUUUAUAAACAGCCUGACUGUCUUAAAUUAUUCCUUGCACUCUGUAAGGUUCUGGGUAGUGAUGUGGGUGGGCACGGGGGGGAGUGGUCUUGUUGUCAUGACGACAACAACACUUCAUGAUUACUAAUAAAGUGAUUGUUUUUACUCUGAA
Molecule: messenger RNA, 3741 nt
Organism: Poecilia latipinna (sailfin molly)
Lineage: Eukaryota; Metazoa; Chordata; Actinopteri; Cyprinodontiformes; Poeciliidae
Gene: nocta
Product: nocturnin a
Exons: 3
Coding region: 2217-3335 (372 amino acids)
Biological process (GO): circadian rhythm
Molecular function (GO): poly(A)-specific ribonuclease activity
Source: RefSeq, a predicted model, not a curated record